AUGGCCUUCCUGCUGACUUUUGAAAUCGUGACGGCCCUCUUCCUGGCCACCAUCUCCCUGUACCGCUAUGGAAACAUACCGCAACAGCACAUCCUGGUCACUCUGUCGGUGCUCACUGCUUGGUGUUUUUCCUUCCUGAUUGUGUUCAGCAUUCCCUUGGACGUGACAUCGACCCUGUACCGUCAGUGCGUGGAGGAGCAUCGAUCCAUCGCUGCUUCCGGUAAUGAGAGCACCUUCACGUCGUCCGAGUGCCAGGCGCCUUGGGGCAUGGUACCUGCCCACAUCUUCCCCCAUCUGUGGCGCAUUAUCUACUGGAGCUCACAGCUCCUCACCUGGCUGAUCAUGCCCCUGAUGAGGUCCUACCUGAAGGCCGGGGAUUUCACCGUCAAGGGUAAGCUAAAGUCAGCACUGAGGCAGAAUGGCAUCACCUACGGUGCCUUGCUGUCAAUCUGCCUGGUACUUCGCAUCUACAUUGCCGUGCGGGGUGAGAAACUGAACUGGGAGAAACAGAAGGCCAUCGCUGCGUCCGCCUCCAACACCUGGGGUCUGUUCCUGCACAUCCUGCUGCUGGGCUACGCUUUGGUAGAGGUACCAAGAUCUUUGUGGAACAACUGCAGGCCGGGAUUCACACUGCAGUAUGCCUACUUCAGGGCGGCCAAGCUCUAUGGCGAAAAGUCGGAUGCCGAGGAGCUUGUGGACGAGAUUCUGGAAUCGGUGCAGAGCAUUAACCAGGCGAUGCCCCACAGUCACGAGCUGCGACCCUGCCUGGAGGCCAUUCUGCUCAAGGUACCCGUCGAGUUGCUGGUGAAAUCGAGCGGCAGCUUUGCCCGCUCCAACACCAGCUUCACGAUUGAGCCCACGGAGAAGACACUGAUUCGCAUCCAUGCCCAGGUAAUCAAGGCACUGCAGACCCUCCAGCGAGCCGAGGCCCUGUGGAGUUUGCAGGUGCAGAUGGUGCUGCAUUUGGAGGAUGUGGCCAGGAAUAUGCAAUCGUUGGAGAGACGCUUCAAGUCCGAGUUUCCGCGGCAGCGAACGGAGCUGGAGAGGAUGUGGUACAGCCCCACGAUGGAAUGGUACUGGGAAUGCAGGCUAAAGAUGCCGUUCCUCAGGAUUAUGUCCAUUCUCACCGCCACCAUGUCCGUCAUGGUCGUGUGGAGCGAACUGACAUUCUUCUGUCGCCGUCCCGUGCUAUCCAUAUUCGCCAACGCAAUCUAUGUGGCCAAGGAUAGCAACAACUUCUUCACCAUUGAGGUUCUCUCCACGACAGUCCUGUGCUACUUCCUUUACUGCACCUACUCCACCAUCUUGAGGAUUCGAUUCCUCAACCUGUACUAUCUGGCACCGCAUCAUCAGACCAACGAACUGAGCCUAAUCUUCAGUGGCAUGCUCCUCUGCCGCCUGACGCCACCGAUGUGCUUGAACUUCCUGGGCCUCAUCCACAUGGACACGCACAUCAUUCCCGAACGCAUCAAGGAGACCGCCUACACACACAUAAUGGGACACAUGGAUGUCAUUGGCAUCAUUGCGAAUGGCUUCAAUAUAUACUUUCCCAUGUGCAUGCUGAUCAUCUGCCUGGCCACGUGGUUCAGAGUGGGAAGUCGGGUGCUGAACUCCCUCAGUGCCUUGGGCUUCGAACAGUUCCUGGAGAACGAAAGGAUUGCCACGGAGCUGGUGCAGGAGGGAAUGGAUCUGAUGGCCAGGGAAAAGCGACGGCUGCAGCGGGCCGAGCAGGCAAUGGCCAGGAGGCGCAAAUUUAACCGUCAGGAGAUGGUGUAUAUUGGAGAGUAUCGGAAAAGCGGAGGAGGAGAUGCCGCAGGAGGAGAUGCAGGACCUGGAGUUCGCACUUCGGCAGAUGGACUACUUUGCGAUAACGAGCGCAGCUUGGACUAUUCGUCUGUGUCCUCCUCGACGACCGUGGUAAUGCCAAGAUUUCUAUCAACUGAGAUUAGCAACCACCAGUUUGGCGAGAGCGCUCCGGUGCAGGUGGACAACGGACCGAUACAGGAGGUCGAAUGCCGCCUGAGGAGCUCACCACCACGAGGAAUCUUUGACGAUGUCUAAGUUCGAAAGGGAUAUC
Drosophila serrata is the source of this 2077-nucleotide messenger RNA. Its product is annotated as LMBR1 domain-containing protein 2 homolog pseudogene. Lineage: Eukaryota; Metazoa; Arthropoda; Insecta; Diptera; Drosophilidae. The record is from RefSeq and is a predicted model, not a curated record.